AUGGGAGACUAGCAACAAUAUCAAAGGAGUGUAUUUAAAUCAGUUCAGUAUAAGGAUUCUUUUAGUAGAUCAGAAGGAAACACCAAAAAAGACAAAGAAUUUUUAGAAUUUAAAAGAUAAAUCAAUAAACUCUUACUAGAUGAAGAAAAAGUAGAGAAAAUGGAGGAUGCAACAGAAUCAAAGUUUUAUUUUGAAAAGAUGAGAUGCCUCGAAUUGUGUAGGUUAACUCUGAUGGUGAUGGCUUAAGUCGUAGCAAUUUUAGAUUAUGAAAUUGAAUUUUCAAAUCUGAAUUUUUAUUAUGCGAAAUGGUUUCUCUAUCUCACUUUGAUAUGCUCAAUAUGUCUUAUUGUAAUGACGUAUUUUUCAUAUGAAGCCUAAAACCAGUUUAUCAUUGCAACUAAACAAUAUGGCAAAGAAGCUACUAUUUUUAAUACAGGGUAAUGGAAAUAUAUGAUCCUUGAGAUGAGCAUUUAUCUAAUAUUCCCAAAUCCUUGGCUUACAGACUAUAAAGUUUAUUUCUUUGUAGACUAUUUUUAAAUGGAAGUGUAUCAUUAUUUAAAUGAAAUACUACUUUUAAUUAUGCUUCUUAGAAUACUUAUCAUGGUAAAAAUUGUUUUGAUAAAUACACAAUGGUACACAGAGAGAGUAAAUCGCGUUUGCAAUUUGUAUGCCACAAGAAUGAGUCCAUUAUUUAUAGUUAAAGUAAAUAUGUAAAUGAAUCCUAUGAGAGUGUUUUGGUUUUGCUACUCGGUUUGCUUAUUUACUUAUAGUUAUGCUAUCAGAAUAUGUGAAAGACCUCUUCUAAGAAACGGUAUUCCAGAUGGUGUAAACUUAGCCUUAUUCAAUCUUUACGAAGUUGCAAUGUGGUGUAUGAUGAUAUCUAUCCCUUCAGUGGGAUAUGGUGAUGUCUUUCCUACCACGAAUCAUGGUCGCUUUAUUGCUGUUUUAUCAUUUAUAUCAGGGACGUUUAUGUUUUCUGUUCUUUGCAAUUCUUUAAUUAUCAUAUUAACAUUAGACUCUUUAGAGUCAAAGUCAAGUUUGAUUUUAGAAAAGCUAUCAGUUAGAAAAGAUAUAAUAGACACAGCUGUAAGAAUGUUUUCAUAUGUUGGAAAGAUAGCAAUAAGGAGAAAUUUAGGAAAGGUUAGAAAUUUAUUUUUAGCUAGGAAGUUAAGAAAGGCAGCUCUCCAUUUUAAAAUAGUGAAUAGAAAAUAUAAAUGCCUAGUUGAUAGAUCAAAUUUGAAUGAACAACUAGAUAAACAGUUUACAUAUAUAGGAGAAGAAGUAUCAGAAAUAAAACAAUAAAUUGAAGCUAUUUAAGAAACUUAAAAUUUAAUUACUCACUAGAGCCAACAAAAAUAAUAAGAAAUUCAACUUAUAAAUCUUUAAAUUUCUAUUUAAAAAUAAAAAAAUUAAGAAGAUAUUUAAAAAUAUAAAAAGAGAAAAUAGUAAUCAAGUUUCUAAUAUUAUACUGAUUCCAUGAAUGACCUAUCAAUCAAACAAAAGCCUUAUAAUUUUUAAUAUAACAUGAUUAAUCAUAUUCACCCUAACUAAUUUUAUUGA
Tetrahymena thermophila SB210 is the source of this 1560-nucleotide messenger RNA. RefSeq names its product small-conductance calcium-activated potassium channel protein. The record is from RefSeq and is a predicted model, not a curated record. Gene Ontology annotation, biological process: potassium ion transport. Gene Ontology annotation, cellular component: plasma membrane. Gene Ontology annotation, molecular function: calmodulin binding; small conductance calcium-activated potassium channel activity. The transcript has 6 exons. NCBI's taxonomy places the organism in Eukaryota, Ciliophora, Oligohymenophorea, Hymenostomatida, Tetrahymenidae.